Molecule: messenger RNA, 1050 nt
Organism: Lodderomyces pseudojiufengensis
Lineage: Eukaryota; Fungi; Ascomycota; Pichiomycetes; Serinales; Debaryomycetaceae
Exons: 1
Coding region: 1-1050 (349 amino acids)
Source: RefSeq, a predicted model, not a curated record
AUGAAUAAGGAGAACUUAAAUCCAACAAAUGAAGCCACUACGGACUUCAAUAUGCCAUUAAAACCCGUAAACACGAAUAUAUCACUAGAAACAAAUAAAUCACCAACUAAUGAUAACAUAGAUAAACAUUUUCAAUUAAUUCAUGAAACAAAUUCAGAAAUUCAACAACAAUUAUAUAGAGUUGAAACAUCAACUGCUCAAACAAAUGUUGAUUUAGAACAACUUUAUGUUAGAUCUAAGAGUAAUAAUGAAAAUUUAAAUAAAUUAUUAAAAAAUAUAGUUGACUAUUCUAAUGAAGUUAUAACGGAAGGAAAUGCAACCAAAUCUGAUAUGAGUUUGGUAUUGAAAAAAUUGGAAGAUAUACAAUUGAGACAGAAGGAAAAUAAAAAUGAUUUUAAUAUUAAUAAGAUUAAAGAUGAAAUACGAUCCUUUCUAGAAGAAAGAGAUUUUAAUGAUAUGGAAACAAAAAUGGAAGUUGAAAAAUUAUAUAAUUACUUAAAAGAUAAUCAAAAUAAGAUAUCUGAUCAAAUACGGAUUGAUUUAGAUAAAAUGUCCAAAAGCAAUGAUAUCAAACUUGACAGGAUGCUGGAUCAAAUUAACGAAUUGAAGCAUGAACUGAAAUCAACGGGAAAUAUCCAAAAGAUUGAACAACUACUAGAGAAUUUUUCAAUUGACAAUAAAUUAAAUUUAAACAUCACCAAUAAACAACAAGAAUUAUCAUCAAUAGAAAAUAAAAUACAAACAUUAGAACAAAAAUAUAAUCUACUAUCAAAUAAAUAUAAUGAAAAAUUUAAUCAAUUUAUAAAUUUACAACAAAAAUUUGAAAAUUUAUCAAAUGAAAUUAAUGAAAUUCAAAUUAUAAAUCAACCUAUGAAUCAAAUUAAUAAUUUAAAGAAAUUUCAUAAAUCAAAUUUAGAAAAGAUUGAAGAGAAACAACAAAAUUUAAUAAUGAAUAAUAGGCAAAGAGUUGUAAGUACACCUGUAAGGUUCACAAAUAAUUCAGACGAUGAAAAAGAUAAUGAUAACAACAAUAAUGACAAUAUAACGUAA